This is a messenger RNA of Panicum hallii, 3264 nucleotides long. Its product is annotated as scarecrow-like protein 9. The transcript has a single exon. Gene Ontology annotation, biological process: regulation of DNA-templated transcription. The record is from RefSeq and is a predicted model, not a curated record. Gene Ontology annotation, molecular function: sequence-specific DNA binding; DNA-binding transcription factor activity. The coding region runs from base 152 to 2338 and encodes 728 amino acids. NCBI's taxonomy places the organism in Eukaryota, Viridiplantae, Streptophyta, Magnoliopsida, Poales, Poaceae. Gene Ontology annotation, cellular component: nucleus.
AAUAUAUUUAUACUUCAUAAAAGGCUCUAGUUUAGAAGGAUAUAUGACACAGUUUGUUAUCUGUUUUAAUUUUACAUAUUAAGUUCAUUGUUUACAGGGGAGUUACAAGGGACUGACUUUUUGCAAAUUGCAACGAUCAAGCGCCCCACCAAUGGAGUUCAAUGACAAAUCUAGUACUAAUUUUGAGGAUUUCCCAAGCAGCAUGUCGAGUACUUCUGGAAGCUAUGCCCCAUCUCAGAAAUUUGUUGAUCCAGCCAAUGAGUCUAAUGAUUUGGAGUUAUUUUUGCACCCACCAAGCUCCACGAAUUAUUACCCUCCUGUUUCAAGCACUUCUAAUGAUGACGGACACAUUACAUUGAACACCUCCUAUUCGAGUAAAACAUAUGCUCCCCAAUUCUGCGAGGUCAGUAGCCAUGUGACACCAGAUUGGUAUGGAAUCAGUGUGGCAGACUCUUCUAAAAGCAGUUGGGUCAACUCAGAUAUAACCCUCAACUACAUAAAUAAGCUGUUGAUGCAGGAGGACAAUGAUGACAAGGUAAAAUUACAUCAUGGAGAGUGUGCCCUUAGAGCUAUGGAAGAGCCUUUCUAUAGACUUCUAGGACAAAAUAGACCAGCUUAUCCUCUAUUACCACUAUGUAGCUGUGAUCAUCUGAAUAACCUCGACGGCUGCAUGAACAAGUCUUCCGGGCAGUCAUGCAGUAGCUGCUCUGCUGCUAUUUACCCAAGUAAUAGUCAUUCUAAUCACAACCUGCAAGCCGUUGAAGCUCCAUGGAGUCUGUCUGACGUUGUCAAAGAGACAAAACAUUUCGCUCAAGGUACACAUAGCAUGGGGCCUGGUUUGGACGUUGAUGGGCUCUCCAUUGCUGAAGAGCCUAAGCGAGGUAAACAGGUGAAUGUCGCAGACACAAGAAUGCAUGCAUCAUCUGAGGUUCAGUGUGAAAAUGAUCUACACACUGAAGAUUUUUGUUUGUUAGAAGGAAGGAGUAGAAAGCAGUUGGCUGUUUCAUUCAACGGGCCAACUCGAGAUGAGCUGUUUGACAGGGUCCUACUCUUCUCUGAGCAUAAGCCUAUGGAUGAAGGUAUUGUUCUGCGAGAAAAGAGGACAAACAAAUCAACACAUCAGAAGGAUCAAGGAAGAACAUCAUCAGCUCGGCGGAUGACAAGAGGUAAGAAGCAACAAAAGAAAGAGGUGGUAGAUCUGAGAACCCUUCUUAUCCACUGUGCACAAGCAGUAUCUGUGAGUAACCACACCUUAGCAAGUGACAUACUGAACAUCAUAAGGGAAAACUGCUCAAAAAGUGGUGAUGAUACCCAGAGGCUAGCAUCUUGCCUAGUGGACUGCCUUGAGGCUCGAUUAGAUGGAACUGGGAGCCAGCUGUAUCGGAAGUUGAUCACUAAAUGCAGAAAUGCUGUGGGAUUGUUGAAGGUAUUCCAAUUAUGUUUAGCAGUAAACCCUUUCCAGAUGGCACCAUAUUAUUUCUCAAAUAAGACAAUCCUUGAAGUCUCAAAGGGAAAGCCAAAGGUGCACAUUAUCGAUUUUGGCAUUUGCUUUGGUUUUCAAUGGCCAUCAUUGUUUGAGCAACUCACAAAGAGGGAAGAUGGGCCUCCUAAGGUUCGGAUCACAGGUAUUGAGCAACCCCACCCAGGAUUUCGACCAGAUCAAAUGAAUACAAACACGGGACAUCGGUUAGCUGAGUACGCUAGCAUGUUCAAUGUGCCUUUUGAAUAUCAAGGAAUAUCAUCAAAAUGGGAAACCAUCCGUAUAGAAGACUUCCACAUUGAGGAAGAUGACGUGCUGAUAAUCAACUGCCUAUACCGAAUGGAGCACCUCGGUGAUGAGACAGUAUCCAUGAACAGUGCCAGGAAUAAGGUUCUCAAUACCAUUAGAAUGAUGAAGCCAAAAGUUUUUGUUCAUGGAGUGGUUAAUGGAUCAUACAGCACCCCCUUCUUUUUAACACGUUUUAAAGAAGUCAUGUACCACUACUCUGCAUUGUUUGAUAUCCUUGAUAAAACUGUCCCACGAGAUAAUGAGGCAAGAAUGAUCUUAGAGAGGGAUAUAUAUCUAUGUUCAAUUCUCAAUGUCAUUGCAUGCGAAGGAUCAGACAGGAUUGAGAGACCAGAGAGUUAUAAGAAAUGGAAGUCACGGAACAUGAGGGCUGGCCUUGAGCAGCUCCCACUGAAUCCAGACAUUGUGAAAGUAACAAGAGACAUAGUGGGACAAUAUCACAAAGAUUGUGUUGUUGGCGAAGAUGAUCAAUGGCUACUACUAGGAUGGAAAGGAAGGAUACUGAAAGCAAUAUCCACAUGGAAACCUAAUGAGUCAUACGACGGUGACUAAGACCUUAGAAGCUUGCUAGUGUUGCACAACAAAGGCAGAGGUUUGAGAAUUUUGUGCGUCAGUGUUCUGAACUUGUGAUGUACUCAUAUGUUUUUAAUUGUAUUCUGGUAAUGCAUUGCGAUUGUCUGACUAGCUCGCAUAAAUGGGCUUCCAGAGUCCAAAACAUCGCAUUGGCAAUGCUGAUUUGUUAAAAAUUUGCAUUUCCAAUGCGAAUAUAUCAUUUCUUGUUUACAGAGCCAACUUAUUCAGUGGCCUUCUUGUGAUAUAAUUUAUGGUAUUUGCAUUACAGUUCACAAUUUCUUCUGCUAGCAUAGUUUUACUUUCCAGGUAGUCCAUGGCUCUUCACAACCUUUGUUCAUAUAUUGGCAAUACUCGGCCACCUUUACACAUCCAAGCAUGUUCUCCUUGAAUGGAAGUAGAGAGAAAAAGAAACUAGUGGAGAAUGGAAUGUGCAAGUUAAUGCCGAAUUACUGACCCUGGUGGCUAGAUACGAUCACCAGUUAAAAGUUACUAGCAGAGUAGCAGUAUAACAACUGCAAGGCGCAACCAUGCCCACCGAGCCAAGCAAAGAAGAAGCGAUGGAGGCGUGUGGAAUGGCCAAGUUCAUAGUACCUGGCGGAGUCCGGAACAAUAACAACCUCGUCUUGUCGUUGGUUCUUUUGGCCUUCUCCUCCGCCAGUAGCCGGAUGUGGUCAGUGCAUCACUUGUCGCCGUACCCGCCAGGCUCGGUCAUUCCCACGAACAGCUAGCGGGCAUCCACGCCGUCGUUCACGUCAGAUGCCCCCAACGCGUCCUCAUGGACCUCAACCUAUCGCCAAGCAGAGCGAGCCCCCCGAGAAGAAUCGCGCGCUUCUGGAGGCGUCGGUUUCCAGCACGGGCUCCGAUCCCUGCGGCAAACUACCAAUUUUGUUUUGUUUGGUUCUGAA